Drosophila erecta is the source of this 2120-nucleotide messenger RNA. RefSeq lists its product as uncharacterized. The transcript has a single exon. Bases 1 to 2109 code for a protein of 702 amino acids. NCBI's taxonomy places the organism in Eukaryota, Metazoa, Arthropoda, Insecta, Diptera, Drosophilidae. The record is from RefSeq and is a predicted model, not a curated record.
AUGCCCAAUGUCGAAGUCAAGUCAACCAGGCCCAGUCCCUAUUGGCGUCAUGCAAGUCCUCCGAGAAGGACAACCACAACCAAAUUGAAUUUAUCCUCGGAGCAAACCAGCAACCGAGUCGGCCAGCAGCUGCUGCGAACCCUGACUCAGAGCUUACCUUCUGGACAGGAAACCAUGCGCUCCCGAUCCUCCUGCCCACCCACACCUCGUCGGCGACGGGAGGCCAGUGUCUGCAGAUCGAUGGGUACUCCACAGUCAGUACCACUGAUAUCGCAUGGUAAGGCCAAGACACCAAUUCGGUUGAAGGCGGGUAUGCCGGUGAAGCAAGUGUUGGGUGGAGACCCACCCAAUUCGAAGGCUCUUGGGCAGUCUGUGAUGGCCCCAGUUAAACGCCGUAAUGAGUCCCCGACGGUCAAGGCGAAAAUCAGGGAGGAGCAGUACAAUAAGAUACCAGAGAUGGUAAGUGAGGCAUCCGUCGCCAAAGCCAGAGAAAAGGAGUUCGAAAGGAUACCUUCCAGGGUUUCUAGUUUGACCGAAGAAAACCAGCAAACAGAAGAGAAAACCAUAAAUAUUACAAUCCCGGAAACGCAGGAGAACUCAAAACCAGGAACGAAAACAAAUUCAAAGGAUAAUUUGCAGACCACUAGCUCCGAGAACUCAAAGCCAAAUCUAGGGGAAGAAAAGCCCACCGAGAACAUAGCAAAAACGCAACCAAAACCACCGGAGCCAUCGAACUCGAAGAUAAUUCCCUGCUUCCGAGGAGAGUAUCCCACCAGGCAUCGUCUUGGUACUUGCCAAUGGUUCCAGACCGACGUGCCCGAUUGCGGAAAUAUCGUGACCAUCUGCGAUGAGGAGCAGCAAGUUAUGGGUGAAGCGGAAAUCGUCACCGCCUGCGAGGUAACCGAGGCACAUUUCCUGAGCCUCGACUGCCAAGAUGAUAUGAACAGCGAACCGCCACCGCUCUCGAGAUGCAAUAAGUGCAUGGGUUGUCCACAGCAACAGAAUGGCAAUUGGUUUGGACAGCAACGAUCUUGUCUUAAACAGCCACAACCCUGCUUCCAACAGCAGCAACCUUGCUUGCAGCAGCAACCAUCUUGCUUCCAGCAGCAGCAACGAAAUUGUGGACGAAGUCCACCCUGUCCCAAUGCGAAGCCAAGAGGAGGUCUCAAGUACCCGGAUCAGCAGCAAUCCGGCAAAGCAUUUGCUUACAAUCUGCAGCAGUCGAUGCAGCAGCCCAUGCUUCCCCAGAUGCAGAAUAUGUAUCCUUGUCAGCAGUUUCAGCCAGUGAAUGCCAGUGACCAAAUGGAACAGCAAAUGCAGUUACAGCCGAAGAUGCAACAGCAAGGCAUUGAGGAGAACAACUAUGGCCUGACCGAAAUGCUGGCCGAGGAGCUGAAGAAACAAAUGCUCGAGGCUCAGGCGCAGAUUGCCCAAGUGCAACUGCAGUUGAAUAGUGCCUGCGGAGCCACAAGAGUGCGACAGAUGCAUGUGCUAUCCCAGAACGCCACUGAGGCCCCUCGUUGGGCGCCAGAAACUCAGUUCAUGGAUGCCUUGGCAGAGGAACAGGACGUGGGCGAUGCUCCGCCGGAUGCAACAAUUGAAAACGGUGAAGAGGAUCAAGUAGUUGACGCGCGAUUGGAUCAACAUUCAUUUCCAGCUAGCUUUCCCUGCCAAGCCAUUGAGUCCACCAGGUCGGAGACGAUUUGGGCCAUGCCAGCAGCUCCUCAGUCGUCACAGCCAGAGAUGCAGUUCGGCCUGUAUCCUAUGCCACUAUCGAUGCCAAAUCAGAAUAACUAUUUCCAGCGGAAUGCUCAACAGUUUCCUUGCCAAAUGGCUCCUUUUCAGCAGCCACAACAGCAGCAAAUGGCUCAUUGUCAGCAGAUUCAGUCCUGCAGAGCACCACCUUGCCCGCCCAAAAUGCCGCCUCCUUGCCAGCAGAAGCAGCAGCAGCGGUUAUCCUGUCAGCAGCAGCAGCAGCAGCAGCCCAUGAGAUCUGGCCAACCAGCCCAGUCCAAUAAGUGUUCCCAUUCUCCACAAUUUUGUCCCAGUUGUUGUUGCCAGCGGUAUGCCCAAAUGCGAUUCAUGAUGCCCCGAUGUUGGCUGCGCUAAGGACUUCGAAA